This is a messenger RNA of Rhincodon typus (whale shark), 931 nucleotides long. RefSeq names its product collagen alpha-6(VI) chain-like. NCBI's taxonomy places the organism in Eukaryota, Metazoa, Chordata, Chondrichthyes, Orectolobiformes, Rhincodontidae. The transcript is spliced from 4 exons. The annotation marks the transcript as partial. The record is from RefSeq and is a predicted model, not a curated record.
GUCAAUGGUGAAGACAAAGCCCGAGUAAUCGUACUGCCAAGUCAGCAACAAGCUGCAGAAGAAUUGUUAGAAAUGCUCGUCUUGUGCACAUUGUGCUUUGAUGAAUGUGAACGAUACGGCUUGUGUUUCAAUGGUGUCCAGCCAGCCCCUCUCCCAGUAAACGUGGACAUGGUUUUCGUUGUUGAUGACUUGCAGCAGAUGAACUCUACACAGUCAGAAACAGUUCAGCAUUUUGUUACCUCAAUGGUUGACACAUUUCUGAGCACUACAGAACCUACAGCCUCUGGUCUUCAUCCCCGGGUGGCUUUGCUACAACACACAUCAAGUUACUCUCCAAGAUAUGGGAAAGAUCCAUUUACCCUAGACUUUAGAGUUCUGGAUUAUGCCUCAAAAACGCUGAAGAAGAGACACCUCCAAGAGCCAGUCAGUCGACCAGAGGGCACCACUGGCAUUGCCAGCAGCAUUUCAUGGAGCUUGAAGAAUUUCUUCUCAAACAUCACAAAUCCACAAGCUUACAAGGUUAUCCUUACAAUAUUUUCAAGGGAAACAAGUAUUGAUGGGAAGAAAUUAUUGGACAUAUCACAAGAAGCCAAAUGUAAGGGUUUCACGAUAUUUGCACUGGCCCUUGGGGAGGUAUCUAAUGUCACAUUCCUGGAGGAGUUUGUCAGUUUUCCUUUUGAUCAACAUUUGGUUCACCUGGAUAAGGGCCUGGAGGCUGAAAUCGAAUACGCACAAAAGUUUGCAGUGGCUUUUCUAAAAAACUUACCAACUGAAAUCAACAGUUACCCCCCUCCAGAUCUAGAGAAGAAGUGCAGAGGAAUAGAGUCUCAGGAGACAGUAAAAGAAGCAGAAAAAACACCGUCCUAUAAUAUAGAACUGGUGGUUGUAGCAGAUGAAAUUGAGCAACCUUCGAGUUACACCAACAAUAACG